GCACAUCAUCUCUCCUCCCCCUCGACUCCGUAGCUCAGUUACCUCUAGACCUCUCCAGGUACUGAUCCUGGAGCAGACCGAGUCCUGGUCCGCGACCUGAACCGGGAGGAAUGAUGUGGCUGAUCGUGUUGGCCAGUUUACUUCAGUGCGCCUCGGCCUACGACGUGGAUCUGAAGAAACUGGACGGGCUCGCAAAAGCGAGGGUGGAGACAUGUGGUGGAUGACAGCUGAACAGGCUCAGAGAGGUCAAAGCCUUUGUGGUCCAGGAUAUUCCUCUGUACCAUAACCUGGUGAUGAAGCACAUUCCUGGGGCCGACCCUGAGCUUGUCCUCCUGAACCAUUAUUAUGAAGAGUUGGAUCGGAUUCCCCUGUCUGACAUGACCCGCUCUGAGAUUAACGCUCUCCUGGGGAACCUGGGUUUCUAUAAGAAGGCUCAACCUGAGGAUGAGGUGCCAGAGGAGUUCCGCUUCUCUCCUGCCAAAGACAGCCCAUUUAAAGACGAGCCAGCCGACAAACCUUCCACUUCCUCUCUUGCCACAGAGAACACAUCCUCAGAUCCCAAUGCAGAAGUCGAGCACACUGACCUAUAACCUGUCAGAGUGGAGAAAACAAUGUUUUGUCAUUUCAGAAUAAGGCCAGCAGAUCAUGGAUCAGCUCCUGGGGAAGGACACAGCCUGAAUUUGCACAUAACACAUUUUUCAUGCCAUUUGUUCUAAAGAAGCGCAUUUGUCAUUGUUUUUUGUUCCAUCAUGUGUGAGCUGCUGUCAGCAUCUUCACCUGUCUUGAGUUCUCGUGUCUCAUUUGCGUCCUACCUACUGUGAAACUGAAUGAAGCUCCAGGCUGAAAAUCUUCUGACCGGCCUGAGGUUGAUGAGACAUGUUUCUGGUGGGUUGGACUGAUAGACACAAGAUGAUUCAAACUGGAUUAUAAAAGAAAAAAAUUAAAUAUUUUUUAAAAAUCUCUCUC
This is a messenger RNA of Monopterus albus (swamp eel), 966 nucleotides long. It is a transcript of the gene selenom, whose product is annotated as selenoprotein M. Gene Ontology annotation, molecular function: oxidoreductase activity. The transcript has 6 exons. Gene Ontology annotation, cellular component: endoplasmic reticulum lumen. The record is from RefSeq and is a predicted model, not a curated record. NCBI's taxonomy places the organism in Eukaryota, Metazoa, Chordata, Actinopteri, Synbranchiformes, Synbranchidae.